Brassica rapa (field mustard) is the source of this 1032-nucleotide messenger RNA. RefSeq names its product mediator of RNA polymerase II transcription subunit 21. Gene Ontology annotation, cellular component: mediator complex. The record is from RefSeq and is a predicted model, not a curated record. Lineage: Eukaryota; Viridiplantae; Streptophyta; Magnoliopsida; Brassicales; Brassicaceae. Gene Ontology annotation, biological process: regulation of transcription by RNA polymerase II. Gene Ontology annotation, molecular function: transcription coregulator activity.
UGAAUGUCAUUAAAACACAGGAGUUGUUUAACUAUGAAGACAUAAGGGCCCAGUUAAAGCCCGUGUGAAGUAAUAAAAUCCAGAAGGCAGAAUAAACCAGACAAAAUAUCAAAACGCCAGUGGCCGGCCAGUCACGGCGAUCUUCUGUUGUCGUCUCCAAACACCAUCUUCUGCUUAGCCGGAGAAAACUCCCGUCGACGGGUUUUAGAAGAAGAUGGAUAUAAUAUCACAGUUGCAAGAACAAGUGAACUCCAUAGCUGCAAUCACUUUCAAUGCUUUUGGGACACUCCAAAGAGAUGCACCUCCCGUUCAGCUUUCUCCUAACUACCCUGAACCACCAGCCGCUGCUGCUACUACAACUACUACUACUACGGCUACUGAUGGUGAUGCUACCGCAGCUUUUCCUGAGCAACCUAAGCAGCUCAGUGCCGAUUUAGUCAAGGCUGCUAAACAGUUUGAUGCUUUGGUUGCGGCGCUUCCCUUAUCUGAAGGAGGUGAAGAAGCUCAGCUCAAAAGAAUCGCAGAACUCCAGGUGGAGAACGAUCUUAUUGGCCAAGAACUCCAAAAGCAAUUAGAGGCUGCAGAGAAGGAGCUAAAGCAAGUCCAAGAGCUAUUUGGACAAGCAGCAGAUAAUUGCCUGAACAUGAAGAAACCCGAGUGAAAGGAUUAAUCUUGUGUUUCAAACUGAUUCAGAAAUUAUAUGGUUUGGUUCAGCGACAAGAAUGUUUUAGGUGCAGAAGCAAUUAUAAGAAUGUUCCUUAGCUAACAACAACAAAACAAGUAACUAUAUUAUUACUCCGUUUUCUUUUCAACUGUCAAGACUUGUGCAGAGCCUACCAAUCUUGUGUGCUUUAGAAUGGAGUAUGAGUCCCUCUUCUGUACAAAAUCACACCAAGGGGUGUUCAAACCAGCCAAUACUACUUUCCUAUUUUGUUGGGAAGACAAUCCUUUUCUUUUUUGGUUUCUUCUUUUCUGGUGUCUGAGAAUAUACAAUCUGGCUUUCUGCAAUGACAUGUUGUACAUCUUUGUCUU